This is a messenger RNA of Coregonus sp. 'balchen', 16299 nucleotides long. The record is from the annotation of a GenBank genome assembly. Lineage: Eukaryota; Metazoa; Chordata; Actinopteri; Salmoniformes; Salmonidae.
AUGGCUGCCGUCAACUCAGCCACCUCCUGGUCUUCUGAGGUCAGACCCUGCUCUGCUCCGUGGGGGCACCAUCUCAUGUUUAGAUUCAGCCUUCCUCUUCCUUACAAGUCUUUAUUUUUUUCUACUGGGCUGUCUGGCCAUCCGAGGCUUCUGCUUCUCUGACAGUUUAGUGAAAAUCAGAGCUCUGUGCCUCACGUCCCUCUGCAUACCGACCAGACAGCAUUUUUCUUCGUCUGGCAGGUGCUGACUGUACUGGGAGAUAAACAGCCCUAUUUGGCAUGACCAGUGCUCCCAGUACAGCAUACAGAUGCCGAAAUCAUGUAGAACUGUAGAGAGAAAGAAACCAUAAGCCAAAAAAUCCAUAAGCCAUGAACCUUAACCAUAAAACCCUGGUGCUGUAGAGAUAGCCUUUACCGAUGUGAACAGGAUCCACCUUUCCAACAUGGCCGGUAGCCAGGGGUCAUUGGCUGAGUGGUUUCUGCUGUUGUUGAUCACUGCUGUGAUCACGUCAAUCAACCAUCAAGCCAAGAUUCCUUCGUCAUGACAAGUCAGCUCGGAGCGCUGUGUGAAAACCUGUGUCAGGAGAAUGGGGACACUGUGUCUAUUGAUCUGAGACAGGGGCUGAAAUAUCAUCGCACAAUACCAUUGAUGCCAAGAGGGACAACCCUGGAGCUUUGUGGGUGAAAAGAAUGGCCCUGGUGGGACAUAGUCUUCUCCAUAACCAUAUCCAAAGUGUAUAAGAUGCUUUGCCAUUAAAAAGUGUGGACUGAACUGGCUACUUGAGCGCUGCUGGUGUCAGAUCAUUACUACCACUACCAUUGUGCCCUUGAGCAAGGCACGCGACUAACCCUCUGCCUCUCCAAGACGAAUUUCCGUUCUAACCAAAUAGACAACAAUGUACUGUAUCUAUUCUUUAUUCUAAUCUAUUCCCUCUCUGUCUCCCCAGGCGUUUGGCCAGGCCUACUCCAACCAGCGUAAGGUGGCGGAAGAUGGCGAGAGCAACGAGGAGUCGCUGCUGCAGGAGUCAGCAUCUAAGGAGGCCUACUACAUGGGCCGGGUGCUGGAGUUGCAGACAGAGCUGAAGCUGAGCCGCUCGGUGGCAUCCAACGCGUCCAACGAGAGUGAAAGGCUCAACGCCGUGCUGCAGGAGCACAGAGAGGUAGUGACUUUUGACCACUGAUGUCAAUUACUCACACCUCAGACUAGUGUCAUGCUGUAAUUCAGUUUGAGCUGUAGCAUGGUGUUUCACGUUUACACUGUGUACAUGUGGGCUACUGGGAAUCCACAAUAUGAUCUUCUGUACAUAAUGUAGCCUGCUGUAGCCAGUACUGGAAUGUCACACAUUUAGAUUUUAUUUGUCAAUUAACAUGAGGUGCAUCUUGCUUGUCUUAAUUUCUUCCCUGCUGAUAGGGAACUGUUUUAUUGUUGUUGGUGGUGUUUGUGUCAAACUCUGUGUAAGAUACAGUAGCCAUCACAGGGUCACUCUGAAGGGUGGAUUGGGGUCAUGCAGAGUGUUUGUGUGUGUGUGUGUGUGUGUGUGUGUGCGUGUGCGUAAGCGUACAAGCCUGUGUGUGUUGGUGUAGGUGUGCGUGCGUACAUGCCUGUGUGGGGGGGGGUUACGUACGUGUCAGCAGUCGCAGAGGGGUUCGGGCCGAGGUCAGACGCUGCUGCGGCCACGACACUAUUGUAGAGGGCAAAUCCUGUGCUAAGCUAGGGAAUAAGAGAAAUGCCCUGACCUCGGCACAUGUGCGUCCCUGAGUGAGCCGGGCUGCUCUCCCAUCACACAGUGCAGGGCAGACUGUGCCCUCCCAGCCAGGGAGCCGCAGCAGUUCAUUCACUAGUUAGAUUAGCUGCUCCACGCGCUGUUGGCAGGGACCACUGGGGUCGCACAGUCACUGUUUGUUUCCGCUUCACUUGUCAUUCCAAGCUUUUCAAAAAUGUGAGUCCAGUUAUUGUGAUUCAAAUUCAAUAUUAUUUGUCUCGGAUGUUAAAGAUUAUAAAUAAUGUAACCAAGUAACAAAGUCUAAAACAUAUUGAAAGAUUACAUAGGCUAUACAUGUAAUUGGGCCAGAAACCAUUGGGACUGUAGCGGGUGAUUUGAACAGAGUCAGGCGCAGGAGGGUAAAUCACAGAAUAAAUGGUUUAUUCGGCAAAUACAGCGUUACGCAGCAAUGCGUAAAACUCUACAAUGUGGUAUAACGGCGCACUGGAGAAAACAAAGCACACGGGUGAAUAUCCCAGCGAUACAAUACAUAAAGCUCCACCGAGCUAUCGUCACCUCCACAAGAAAACAAUCACACACAAAGACAUGGGGGCAGAGGGAAUACUUAUACAGGUACUGAUGAGUGGAUAUGAACCAGGUGUGUGUAAAAACAAGACAAAACAAAUGGAAUGAUGAGAUGAGGAGCAGUGGCUAGAAGGCCGGUGACGACGAGUGCCGAAGCCUGCCCGAUCAAGGAGAGGAGGCAGCUUCGGAGGAAGUCGUGACAGGUACUGCCCUAUGAAAAGCCUCCUAAUGAAUGAAAGGAUAUUCUGGCUGUUGCUCUUUAAAACGACUGGCCCCUCAGUUUCCCAUUUUUACUGUGCCUAGUUUAAUCAAUCCAAUACACUGUCUCUGCUAUCUCUCACAUGCACCUGUCACCUGUUUCCUUCGUGACCAUGGCAGCCCUUGGCUCUUUGAUGAUCUGUUGGUUAGCCUGUUGCCUUGCUGUGUAGACCUCAUUUGCCUGUGCGGCGCAUAUCAAUUAGAAGCCGGUCUCUUUUUUAAUGUGGGAGACAGAUGCUGCAGCUACACAAUGGGCUUCAUUUGUCUCUAUCUGCAUCUAAUCAACUUGUUUCAUAUGGAUUCCAAACAGCUUCUGUAUCAGCAGUAUUUUCAUCUAGGAAAACCAAAGGAAUGUAGUGAAGAAAGUGUUUUUCUAGGUUUGGAGGCUAAAGGAUAGAGACUAGGUUAAUAGUAGGCUCUGUGUAUUGUACUGUUUGUAAUUGAAAUAGGCUCUGGCCUGUCACUAGUUGUUAACCUACAUUGUUGAAAUGAAUCCUGGCCCUGAUGUAGAAUGGGACACUGGGCUACAGUAUUGGCCUUUCCCAUUGUGGUUGUGUUGUGCUAGAGGUUGACGGUGCACUGGCCCUGACCUGACCCUGUGGUGGUGUGGAGGAGCCCCGGAUUACCCCAGCCUCUAUAGACCUUCACUGGCUGAUCAUUGGCCAGUAAUCCCCUGGACAUCAUGGACAGCUCAGUCCUAAUGCCCUGCUUUGUGACGAAUAUGUAAUGAGAAAACACUACCCAUUAGCAAACCUCCGGGGUCAUAUAUAAGUAACAGUAAUGUCACAGAGUUUGUUCAUUAGCUGUUUUUCUCAUAUGUAUUUUUGACAUUCUAUUGUCUUCUCCGUAAGUUUCCUCAAGUAUCUAGGUAGCAACAGGGGGUAGUGCUGCAUCAGGAUGAGUAGCAACGCUGUGCUUUCAAGUACAAUGCUGUAUAGUGUGUCAUGAGGUGGGUGGGUGUCUUUUUUAAGGAAUGACAAGAGAAGAUAAAGUGCUCUUAUAUUGAAGUGGCUUUCUAUUCUUCUUGGCGUUGACAUACACAUGAAAACGCUGUGCUUUUGCUGCUGAGGCUUAUCUUCCCGACUUGUAACCGAAUCCCCAGAUUUAUGACACUUUCGGUCACUACUAGAAUUUCUCCCACCUAAUAUAUCAUCUGAUCCACCACAGCAUGUUCAGAGCUCUAUAGCUGCUGCCUCUGUUCUCUGCGAUUGGCCCAAAAGAAUGAUCUUGCAGCGAGGGAGAGUGCUGAAUCUUUUCUUUUUACUCAAGAGGGGCAAUUUGUUUCACAGUCUCAGAGUCUGAUCAUCAUCAACACAUCAGAGGAGAUACUGUGUGCGUGGCCUAUUUAGAUUUGGUGCAUUAAAGGAAGGCGAGAGGCCAGGUAUCUGGACUGGAGAUCAAGCAGAACAAAGGCAUCUGUAAUUACUGCAUCCAGGAGUUUCAGAACAUGCAGCAAAGUGCCUCUGAUUCACAUACUAUGGUGCAAACACAGAGACAAAGUAGUGCUGAUACAUGCCAGACUGUUUUAGUUCAUGUUUCGACACAUUGACAUUCAUACUGUAGUUAAUAUAAUGACAUAAUGUUGUAACUACUCAGUAAAGAUACUGUAGUUAAUAUAAUGACAUAAUGUUGUAACUACUCAGUAAAGAUACUGUAGUUAAUAUAAUGACAUAAUGUUGUAACUACCCAGUAAAGAUACUGUAGUUAAUAUAAUGACAUAAUGUUGUAACUACCCAGUAAAGAUACUGUAGUUAAUAUAAUGACAUAAUGUUGUAACUACCCAGUAAAGAUACUGUAGUUAAUAUAAUGACAUAAUGUUGUAACUAACCAGUAAAGAUACUGUAGUUAAUAUAAUGACAAAAUGUUGUAACUACCCAGUAAAGAUACUGUAGUUAAUAUAAUGACAUAAUGUUGUAACUACCCAGUAAAGAUACUGUAGUUAAUAUAAUGACAUAAUGUUGUAACUACCCAGUAAAGAUACUGUAGAUUGGCGGCCAGCAGGUGAUCUAUACAUAGUCAGUGCAAACGAUUCUAUGUUUUGUGAAUGAUUAUACAGUAUGUACUUGAUCUGUUGAAUAGUUUGCAGAUUAGGACCUGACUUUCCCUCACUUUCCUUCUCUCUCUCUCCUUUCUACUCCCAGAGUAAUGAGAAGCUGGAGUUGCAGCGGAGCCGGAUGAGGGAGGAGAUCAGGGAGUAUAAAUUCAGAGAGGCCCGUCUCCUACAGGACUACACAGAGCUGGAGGAGGAGAACAUCACCCUGCAGAAACUAGUGUCCACACUCAAACAGAACCAGGUCAGCAUCAACACCAUUACUGUUAGGGUUUACUGCACACACAGUACAGACAGCCACACCUGUCUCUCAGCCAUUACCGUUAUUGUUUACCUCACACAGUCAUCAAUACAUCUUAAAGUGACUCAUACACAGUCAUAGCAAAUUACGUUACUCAAAUGUUGAAUCAGCUCAACCAAGUUCCUUAUUGUCUGACCUUAAAGGGGCAAUCUGCAGUUGCUACAUCAAUUUUUGGACAAAUAAAUUAAUGAUAUGUACCCAUUGAUUCUUGAAGAAUAUAACUUAUAAAUGCCUCAUGAGCUUGGUUCAACUCUCGUACCCUAUCAGAACCCAAAAUACUAGCUUGUUUUACUCCAAUAAUUGUUAACAAAGUAAAUAUAAACAAACACUGUAUAGCCUCAAAACAUAGAUAAAACGGUAAUGUUGAUAUCAUGGAUGGUCAGUCAUUGCAUCCAUAGCUCUGUCUAUGAAUUUGAGAGUGGUUACAUUUCUCCAGCCCAAUCCCUCAGCUUUUUACCAAAACGGGGGUGGGGAUAACGCUUGGUUAUUGGUUCAACUGCUGAUUGCGGCUUUAAAACUACUUAUAAUGUACAUUACUUAACCCUGUCAUCUAUCUGUGUCCUUUCUGUCUGUCUGUUCUCUAUCUGUGUGUCCCUUUUCCCUCCUGUCCUCUGUCUGUCCCCUGUCCCCUGCUCCCCCUCUCCCCCAGGUGGAGUACGAAGGUCUGAAGCAUGAGAUCAAGGUUCUGGAGGAGGAGACGGUGCUGCUGAACAGCCAGCUGGAGGACGCUCUGCGUCUGAAGGACAUCUCUCAGUCCCAGCUGGAGGAGGCCCUGGACGCCCUGAAGAGCGAGAGGGAGCAGAAGAACAGCCUGAGGAAGGAGCUGGCCCACCACAUCACCCUCAGCGACAGUGUGUAUGGGGCCGGAGCCCACCUGGCUCUCACCGCCACGGUCGACGGGCUCAAGUUCGCCACCGAAGAGGUCGGGAGUAAUGGUACAGCAAUUCCCAAUGGCGCCAACGGGAAUGAGGAUAGUAAUGGCGACUGUAACGGCCACCUGGGACUGGCUAAGAUAAACGGCGACUACCGGCUGCCCAGGAAUGGGGAAGGGCUGCACGGUCCUGUGUCAGACCUCUUCAGCGAGCUCAACUUGUCUGAGAUACAGAAACUCAAACAGCAGCUCCUUCAGGUGGGUCUCUAGUCUAGCUGAAAGGUCAAGAAACAUAGUGUGUUCUUCUCACUACUAUGUCUGAGGAAUAGUUAGCCUGGUCUCAGAUCUGUUUGUGCUGUCUUGCCAACUCUUAUGGUCAUUGUCAGGUAAAAAUUAUCAUAGGAGUUGGCAAGACAGCACAAGCAGACCACCUUCCUCAUUUGCUCUGAGCAAAUCAAUGUGGUUUACUUAGAGAGACAAAACCAGCGAUUUGGCCUACACACCUAAUGCAUUAGAAGACGGUUAUCGACCCCCUCUGUCCACAGCACAUUUCAUUAGGGAAUGGGAGUGUCUUACUAGCGACUUCACAGUAUUCUGACUAGACAACCGAACAACCUGACUCAAUGAUUACAACAGUCAGUGCUCUCGUCACACUACUGCAGGCAGCAUCGAACCAAUCACAAGGGGGUGACAUUUUGAGAAUAAGACAAAAAAAAAAGCCUGUCAGAUGUCGUCCAUCUUUUAUUCUCUAGCAGACCAUAAGUCUGUGACCACGCUCCAUAUGAUUUACCAAUGGCUUUACAUGACUAAUUUCAGAACUAUUUCUAAAGACUUCCAUCUCAAGUGGGCCAUUGGGGCUCAUUUGGCAGAUUUUGGGGAAAUGUAGGGACGUUAGCAGACAGGGAAGAGUAGAACGGCAGAGCGGUGGCGUGGAGGAGGGUAAGGCGUGUGCAAUUUUGAGGCCUGUCUGGGCGAUUAGUGUCAGACAGCGCAGGGCAGCGGAUCCAGAGGAGAGCGGAAAGCAGAGGGAGAGAGAUGGUUCUUAGAGAAUCCCUCACAGGGACAGGAGAGAACACAGAGGGACAACACACAUAUGCACAGGGAGGAUACACAGGACAACACACACACACAGGACAACACACACACACAGGACAACACAAACAUAAUGUACAUACAGUACAUACAGGUAACUGACAAAAUAAAGGAAACACUUGAGUAAAUGAGGGAUACAAGGUAUAUUGAAAGCAGGUGCUUCCACACAGGUGUGGUUAAUUAAGCAAUUAACAUCCCAUGCUUAGGGUCAUGUAUAAAAAUGCCCAGUUGCCCAUGAUUUUGGCUACCAUGGCUAGAAGAAGAGAUUUCAGUGACUUUGAAAGAGGAGUCUCAAAGGAGCAUAGGGGGUUUAAAGGGUGUGUGUGUGUGUGUGUGUGUGUGAGUGUGUGAGUGAGUGCGUGCGCCUCUCAGUCACCAGAUCUCAACCCAAUUGAACACUUAUGGGAGAUUCUGGAGCGGCGCCUGAGACAGCGUUUUCUACCAGCCUUAACAAAACACCAAAUUAUGGAAUUUCUCAUGGAAGAAUGGUGUUGCAUCCCUCCAAUAGAGUUCCAGACAUAAUCUAUGCCAAGGCGCACACUUGUUUCUCUUGCUGAGGUCAGUGGCGAAAUGAAUGAUUACAUUUGUGGAUCCAAAAUGUAUCACUAGAGGUUUGAAUUACUCUUCAAAUGGAUGUCCCCUCUUGAAUUAAUCAAGGUUCCAUUAAGUAAACAACGCCAGGCUCUUAAUUGCUUUCAGGAGAGGGCGACUUUAAUUUGUCAUGCUCACUGUGUUGUAAUUUAUAUCUGUUUCCAUAAAGCAUUACAUUAGAUUCACUCAAUUUAUCCUGGAUAGCAGCCAUAUUGUCACACCAGCCUUCGCUUUGGCUCCCCCUCCUGUCCAACUCAGGUGUUCGGCAUCACCGGCCUUCUAGCUGCUGCCGAACCUGCUGAUGGCAAAUGCCCUUCACUCUUUAACCCCGGUCUUGUCUUGUCAUCAUUACACACACCUGGUUCCAAUCCCCACUCUAUCACUGUAUAUACAGUUGAAGUCGGAAGUUUACAUACACCUUAGCCAAAUACAUUUAAACUCAGUUUUUUACAAUUCCUGACAUUUAAUCCUGGUAAAAAUUCCCUGUCUUAGGUCAGUUAGGAUCACCACUUUAUUUUAAGAAUGUGAAAUGUCAGAAUAAUAGUAGAGAGAAUUAUUUAUUGAUGCUUUUAUUUCUUUCAUCACAUUCCCAGUGGGUCAGAAGUUUACAUACACUCAAUUAGUAUUUGGUAACAUUGCCUUUAAAUUGUUUAACUUGGGUCAAACUUUUCGGGUAGCCUUCCACAAGCUUCCCACAAUAAGUUGGGUGAAUUUUGGCCCAUUUCUCCUGACAGAGCUGGUGUAACUGAGUCAGGUUUGUAGGCCUCCUUGCUCACACACGCUUCAGUUCUGCCCACACAUUUUCUAUAGGAUUGAGGUCAGGGCUUUGUGAUGGCCACUCCAAUACCUUGACUUUGUUGUCCUUAAGCCAUUUUGCCACAACUUUGGAAGUAUGCUUGGGAAGUAUGUCAUUGUCCAUUUGGAAGACCCAUUUGUGACCAAGCUUUAACUUCCUGACUGAUGUCUUGAGAUGUUGCUUCAAUAUAUCCACAUAAUUUUCCUUUCUCAUGAUGCCAUCUAUUUUGUGAAGUGCACCAGUCCCUCCUGCAGCAAAGCACCCCCACAGCAUGAUGCUGCCACCCCCGUGCUUCACGGUUGGAAUGUGUUCUUCGGCUUGCAAGCCAACCCCUUUUUCCUCCAAACAUAACAAUCGUCUUUAUGGCCAAACAGUUCUAUUUUUGUUUCAUCAGACCAGAGGACAUUUCUCCAAAAAGUAUGAUCUUUGUCCCCAUGUGCAGUUGCAAACCGUAAACUGGCUUUUUUAUGGCGGUGUUGGAGCAGUGGCUUCUUCCUUGCUGAGCGGCCUUUCAGGUUAUGUCGAUAUAGGACUCAUUUUACUGUGGAUAGAGAUACUUUUGUACCCGUUUCCUCCAGCAUCUUCACAAGGUCCUUUGCUGUUGUUCUGGGAUUGAUUUGCACUUUUCGCACCAAAGUACAUUAAUCAAAUAUACUUUCCUGCAACCCGCCUCACCCAAUGUGAAAUGGAUUCUAUUAUUUCUUAAUUUUUAUCAAGAACCUACGGCUGAAACUAGCCAGCUAGCCAGCUAACUAGCUACUUGCUAUUAGCGGUCUUCACCACUGUCCGUGGCCUGCACUACCUACCAGCCAGCUCUAGCCUGGACAAUUAUCGGCCAGUGUGCACAGUGUGCUAUCGACCCAGAGCAUAUCGGAUUUUCUGCCAGAAUCACUGAAUCACUGGACCGUAACACCGGACCAUCGCAACUAGCUAGCUGCAACCGAAUGGCUGUUGUUGGCUAAUCACCACUGUCCCAACGUACCAGUUAGCCUUGAGCUAGCCUCGAGCCAGGCCCAUCUCCCGGCUAUCUACCUCUCUGUCAACCGGACGGGACCUCCUAGUGUCGACACGGAGCCCCGCCGAUCCAUCACGACUGGUCUGCCGACGUAAUCGUCUUAUGUGGCUUCAACAGGCUUCCCGUUGCGACGACCACGGAGAUCCAUCUGCUAGCCCCGGCCUGCUAGCACGCGCAAUCAACAGCCGUGCCUCCUGCUUGCCUGUGCUGUAGCAGCCUACGAAUUGCUCCCGGACGUACUUAUUGCUGUUCACUGGACCUUAUGAUCACUCAGCUACACAGCUAAUGCCUGCUGGACUGUUCCUUUACACGGUACCCCAUCCUGUUUAUCUGUUUAGCCUCAGCCCAAACUUUCGCCACCAUUACCAGUUGUUGUCUUAGCCCUCUCGAAUAACACCUAUGAUUGCGUUAUGCCUCUCUCCCAUGUCAAUAUGCCUAGCCUAUUGCUGUUUGGGUUAGUUCUUAUUAUACAAUUUCACUGUAGACCCCCCAGUCCCGCUCAACCAGCCUCAGAGAGCUCCUUUGUCCCACCACCCAUACACACGGAGACCGGCUCAAUCGGUACCUCCAGUGAUGCUAUCUCUUUCAUAGUUACCCAAUGCUUAGGUGUACCUCCACAGUACUCAUAUCCUUCCAUAUCCUUGUCUGUACAUAAUGCCCUGAAUCUAUUCUACAAUGCCCGGAAAUCUGCCCCUUUUAUUCUCUGUACCCAACACACUAGAAGACCAGUUCUUAAAGCCUUUAGCCGUAUCCUUAUUCUAUUCCUCCUCUGUUCCUCUGGUGAUGUAGAGGUUAACCCAGGCCCUGUAGCCCCCAGUAUCACUCCUACCCCCCUGGCGCUAUCAUUUCUUGACUUCUGUAACCGUAAAAGCCUUGGUUUCUUGCAUGUUAACAUCAGAAGCCUCCUACCCAAGUUUGAGUUAUUCACUGCGUUAGCACACUCUGCCAACCCUGAUGUCCUAGCAGUGUCUGAAUCUUGGCUUAGGAAGGCCACCAAAAAUUCAGAAAUGUCCAUCCCGAACUACAACAUUUUCCAUCUAGAUAGAACUGCCAAAGGGGAAGGAGUUGCAAUCUACUGUAGAGAUAGCCUGCAGAGCUCUAUCAUACUAUCCAGGUCUGUGCCCAAACAGUUUGAGCUUCUACUUCUAAAAAUCCACCUUUCCAGAAAUAAGUCUCUCACUGUUGCCGCUUGCUACAGACCCCCCUCAGCCCCCAGUUGUUCCCUGGACACCAUAUGUGAAUUGCUUGCCCCCCAUCUAUCCUCAGAAUUCGUACUGCUUGGUGACCUAAACUGGGAUAUGCUUAACACCCCGGCCGUCCUACAAUCUAAACUAGAUUCCCUCAAUCUCCCACAAAUUAUCAAGGAACCUACCAGGUACUACCCUAAAUCCGUAAACAUGGGCACCCUCAUAGAUAUCAGCCUGACUAAUAUACCCUCUAAAUACACCUCCGCUGUCUUCAACCAGGAUCUCAGCGAUCACUGCCUCAUUCCCUGCGUCCGUAAUGGGUCCGCGGUCAAACGCUCCCUAAAACACUUCAGCGAGCAGGCCUUUCUAAUUGACCUGGCCCGGGUAUCCUGGAUGGAUAUUGACCUCAUUCCGUCAGUAGAGGAUGCCUGGAAGUUUUUCAAAAGUGCUUUCCUCUCCAUCUUAAAUAAGCAUGCCCCAUUCAAAACAUUCAGGACUAAGAACAGAUAUAGCCCCUGGGUCACCCCAGACUUGACUGCCCUUGACCAGCACAAAAACAUCCUGUGGCGUACUGCAUUAGCAUCGAACAGCCCCCGCGAUAUGCAACUUUUCAGGGAAGUCAGGAACCUAUAUACACAAUCAGUUAGGAAAGCAAAGGCUAGCUUUUUCAAACAGAAAUGUGCAUCCUGUAGCACUAACUCCAAAAAGUUUUGGGACACUGUAAAGUCCAUGGAGAAUAAGAGCACCUCCUCUCAGCUACCCACUGCACUGAGGCUAGGAAACACUGUCACCACCGAUAAAUCUACGAUAAUCGAGAAUUUCAAUAAGCAUUUUGCUACGGCUGGCCAUGCUUUCCACCUGGCUACCCCUACCCCAGCCACCAGCUCUGCACCCUCCGCUGCAACUUGCCCAUGCCCCCGCCGUCAUCAUCGACCUGGCCAAGGCUUUUGACUCUGUCAAUCACCGCAUUCUUAUUGACAGACUAAAUAGCCUUGGUUUCUCAAAUGACUGCCUCGCCUGGUUCACCAACUACUUCUCAGAUAGAGUUCAAUGUGUCAAAUCGGAGGGUCUGUUGUCUGGACCUCUGGCAGUCUCUAUUGGGGUGCCACAGGGUUCAAUUCUCGGGCCGACUCUAUUCUCUGUGUAUAUCAAUGAUGUCGCUCUUGCUGCUGGUGACUCUCAGAUCCACCUCUACGCAGACGACACUAUUUUGUAUACAUCUGGCCCUUCACUGGACACUGUGUUAACAAACCUCCAAACAAGCUUCAAUUCCAUACAACACUCCUUCCGUGGCCUCCAACUGCUCUUAAACGCUAGUAAAACUAAAUGCAUGCUCUUCAAUCGAACGCUGCUUGCACCCGCCCGCCCGACUAGAAUCACUACUCUCGGCGGGUCUGACUUAGAAUAUGUGGACAACUACAAAUACCUAGGUGUCUGGUUAGACCGUAAACUCUCCUUCCAGACUCACAUUAAGCAUCUCCAAUCCAAAGUUAAAUCUAGAAUCGGCUUCCUAUUUCGUAACAAAGCCUCCUUCACUCAUGCUGCUAAACAUGCCCUCGUAAAACUGACUAUCCUACCGAUCCUUGACUUCGGCGAUGUCAUUUACAAAAUAGCUUCCAACACUCUACUCAGCAAAUUGGAUGUAGUCUAUCACAGUGCCAUCCGUUUUGUCACCAAAGCCCCAUAUACUACCCACCAUUGUGACCUGUACGCUCUCGUUGGCUGGCCCUCACGACAUAUUCGUCGCCAAACCCACUGUCUCCAGGUCAUCUAUAAAUCACUUCUAGGCAAAUCCCCGCCUUAUCUUAGAUCAUUGGUCACCAUAGCAACACCCACCUGUAGUAUGUACUCCAGCAGGUAUAUCUCACUGGUCAUUCCCAAAGCCAACACCUCCUUUGGCCGCCAUUUCUUCCAGUUCUCUGCUGCAAAUGACUGGAACGAACUGCAAAAAUCUCUGAAGCUGGAGACACUUAUCUCCCUCACUAACUUUAAGCAUCAGUUGUCAGAGCAGCUUACCGAUCACUGCACCUGUACACAGCCCAUCUGUAAUUAGCCCACCCAACUACCUCAUCCCCAUAUUGUUAUUUACAUUGUUAUUUAUUUUGCUAAUUUGCACCCCAGUAUCUCUAUUUGCACAUCAUCUUCUGCACAUCUAUCACUCCAGUGUUAAUACUAAAUUGUAAUUAUUUUGCACUAUGGCCUAUUUAUUGCCUUACCUCCAUAACUUACUACAUUUGCACACACUGUAUAUAGAUUUUUUUGACUGUACGUUUUGUUUAUUCCAUAUGUAACUCUGUGUUGUUGUUGCUUUUAUCGCACUGCUUUGCUUUAUCUUGGCCAGGUCGCAGUUGUAAAUGAGAACUUGUUCUCAACUGGCUUACCUGAUUAAAUAAAGGUGAAAUAAAAAAUAAAAAAAUAAAACAUUCUCUAGGAGACAGAACGCUUCUCCUUCCUGAGCGGUAUGACGGCUGCGUGGUCCCAUGGUAUUUAUACUUGCGUACUAUUGUUUGUACAGAUGAACGUGGUACCUUCAGGCAUUUGGAAAUUGCUCCUAAGGAUGAACCAGACUUGUGGAGGUCUUGUGGCUGAUUUCUUUUGAUUUUCCCAUGAUGUCAAGCAAAGAGGCACUGAGUUUGAAGGUAUGCCUUGAAAUACAUCCACAGGUACACCUCCAAUUGACUCAAAUGAUGUCAAUUAGCCUACCAGAAGCUUCUAAAGCCAUGACAUCAUUUUCUGGAAUUUUCCAAGCUGUUUAAAGGCACAGUCAACUUAGUGUAUGUAAACUUCUGACCCACUGGAAUUGUGAUACAGUGAAAUAAUCUGUCUGUAAACAAUUGUUGGAAAAAUUACUUGUGUCAUGCACAAAGUAGAUGUCCUAACCGACUUGCCAAAACUAUAGUUUGUUAACAAUAAAUUUGUGGAGUGGUUGAAAAACGAGUUGUAAUGACUCCAACCUAAGUGUAUGUAAACUUCCGACUGUAUACUCCCUCUGUCAUUUGUCUUUGUCGGUCAUUGUAUAUGUUGCUUGUUUUCCUGAGAGGAAUCGCUCCUACUAUUUCCUGAGUACUUUAUAUUUUGCACUGUGGGUUUCGUCCUGCUUUCAUCUAUGGUGCUUAAAUAAAUUCAGUAGUUCUAAACCUGCGACUUCCUCCUGCCUACUCCUCUCUACACCAGUGACGCAUAUAAAAUGCAAUAUAAACAUUUGACAUAAAAGUAUGGCAUAAAAGUGGUUUGUAAUUAUUCCGUACAAUAUCCACUGAGAUGCACGUGUUUUAGUCUAUUGGUGAAAAAUUAAAGAUAUGAUGGCUGAUGCCAUAUAACUGCAUACAGAUCAAUGGAUAACUGCUAUGUAUCAACUUACAGAUUGUGCUUUGUCUGUGUUGUGAUUUCCUUUUAUCUCUGUCUGUAGAGUGGAGAUGUGUAGAAAACCCAUUGUGGGAAUUGACCUUUGUAUUUACAGGGUGUUUGUUGCCUGUGCUUCAAAGACUGGUCAUAGGACAGGAACAGACACAAAACAAUUAUGGGACACAAUAUUCUGUUCUUUCAAGCGUCUUCCUGCCAAGUUUCUCAGGGUGUGUCCCUCUCUCUCUCUCUCUCUCUCUCUCUCUCUCUCUCUCUCUCUCUCUCUCUCUCUCUCUCUCUCUCUCUCUCUCUCUCUCUCUCUCUCUCUCUCUCUCUCUCUCUCUCUCUCUCUCUCUCUCUCUCUCUCUCUCUCUCUCUCUCACACACACUCUCUCUCUCUCUCUCUCCCUCCCUUGGAGUCUAGUUUCCCUAAAGCACACCCACUGUGUAGAAACACACUGACACAUCAUUCUGGGGUAUUCAUCAGUUUACCUGGCCUGUGGUGCAGUGCUAAUGGGUGAAAUCUGAGGUCCCAGGUGGCAACCUACUGUACACACACACACACACACACACACACAUUCUACACACACACAUACAUACACAAUAGGUUAUUUAUUGGACUAGCUAGGUACUGUACUGCUGAACCCAUUGAAAUGUGUUUCCCUGGGCCUCCUCCAAUUGGGGAUCAAUAGGGUUUCAAAGCCUCAGCACAGGGCUGACCGGAUGACUGACUCACUCCUCUGAUACGAUAACUGAUCAAAAAGACAUAAAACUGGAAUCUCAUGCAGGGGGGUUGUGCUUAAUGUGUGACAAGCAAGCCGUGAUACAUUAUACUUCACUGCCAUAUGCCUCAACACCCUUGUAGUUUACCUAGGAAGCGCAUUGAGAUCAGUAUUUCCGCUACUCUCUUUCAGUAUACUGGACCUGACCGUUUAUGCACUGUAUCAUUCAGUGUUGUGAGUUUUUAGUUGACCAUACUGUUCCUGAACUUAAUGAAGCACACUAUCAAGUGAAACUCAGAACUUUGUGUCUGUGGUAAUGCUUGUCUGGUCUGAGUGGUCCUCACCCUGCAGUAUGUCCUCCCGUCCUCUAGGUGGAGUGUGAGAAGUCCAGCCUGCUGAUGAACCUGCAGGAGGCCCAGACCCAGCUGCAGCACACGCAGGGUGCCCUGACAGAGCAGCACGAGUGCGUCCACCGUCUCACCGAGCGCAUCAACGCUAUGAAGCGCCUCCACAGUGACAAGGAGAUGGCCGACGCCCAGGAGUCCGAGACGCCCGACGGGUUGCCCUCGCUCGGUGAGGUGGACAUCCACGGGAUGGAGAGUCUGGAGUGUAAGUACAAGGUGGCGGUAACCGAGGUGAUCGACCUAAAGGCGGAGCUAAAAGCUCUGAAGGAGAAAUCUAACCAUUGUGUGGAGGGCCAGGGGGAGGAGUGGAGCAGCAGCGAUGAGAAGGUCCAAGUUCUGGACGAGCAGGUCAACCGGCUGGAGCAAAGCUGCCGCAAGGCCUGUGAUAGGGUGGCGUGUUUGGAGGCGGAACUACAGGCGGCGACGGGCGUGGCCACGGAGAGCCAUGGCAUGCUGAACACGGCACAGGACGACCUGGUGACAUUCAGCGAGGAGCUGGCCCAGCUCUACCACCACGUGUGUCUCUGCAACAAUGAGACGCCCAACCGCGUCAUGUUGGACUACUACCGCCAGAGCCGCAACACCCGCAGCGGCAGCCUCAAGGGCUCCGAGGACCCCCGGGCACUCCUCUCCCCCCGCCUGGCUAGACGCCUCGCCGCCGUGAACGCCGGGCUCUCAGAGGCCCCCCGGAGCCCCAUGGACUCGCCCUCCAAAGACCCCCCCAGUGGAGACAACGGGACAACAGGGAGGGAGUCCCCAGCACCAGGUAGUCAGGGGAGCCCCACCCGCACACCCAUGGGCUCCCCGGUCAUCAACAGCUCCAACGGCUCUCCCUCCUCCUUUUCCGUCCCUCCCGAGGCGGGUGGAGAAUUGCGUAAGGAGCCCAUGAACAUCUACAACCUGAACGCCAUCAUCAGGGAUCAGAUCAAACACCUGCAGAGGGCCGUGGACCGCUCCCUCCAGCUGUCUCGACAGAGGGCGGCAGCCCGGGAGCUGGCCCCCUUAUUCGACAAGGACAAGGAGGCCUGCAUGGAGGAGAUCCUCAAGCUCAAGUCCCUCCUCAGCACCAAGAGGGAGCAGAUUGCCACACUCAGGCUGGUGCUCAAAGCCAACAAACAGGUGAGAAGAGCAGAGAACUGAGUACCUAGCCUAGUUCCAGAUUUGUUUGUGCUGUCUCGCCAAUGGCCGUUGGAGUUGGCAACAGCACAAACAGAUCAGCAUUAUCCAACAGGUUUGAUCAGUGUUCCUUUGCCCUGUUUUUUGGUAGAGAUAUAAAGUGGCUAAUAUACACAGUUUAUAAUCUGAUAUCAUGAAAGUAACUACACAAUUAAACCUAAUCCCAUUCUCUAUUCCAGACUGCAGAGGGGGCGCUGGCUAAUCUAA